Molecule: messenger RNA, 4317 nt
Organism: Oncorhynchus kisutch (coho salmon)
Lineage: Eukaryota; Metazoa; Chordata; Actinopteri; Salmoniformes; Salmonidae
Product: forkhead box protein J3
Exons: 14
Coding region: 484-2298 (604 amino acids)
Biological process (GO): regulation of transcription by RNA polymerase II
Cellular component (GO): nucleus
Molecular function (GO): DNA-binding transcription factor activity, RNA polymerase II-specific; RNA polymerase II cis-regulatory region sequence-specific DNA binding
Source: RefSeq, a predicted model, not a curated record
UCCGGUGGUUUUUGCAAGAGAACUGAGUCGGAGCGGGGAAACCCGGCGGGAUUCUGUUGUUGGAGAAGCAAAUGCGAAUAGCCGGGUGAGGAAGUCUUCAAAUCAAGGGACGCAACUGACCACAGAACUGGUCAAUAUGACACGAGUAUCGCAUGGGGCGUACAACUUCAGUGACAACCGUAGAAGGUGAAGUAGCUCCGUCCUCGGAGGAAAUGUUCAAGUGCAGCACUGGAACAGCUGAACCUCUGAAAUUUGAACCGGUUAAAUAACCAUCCACCGGGCAUUGGAUCCUGAAUGAACAUGCACCAUAGCACUACUCUACCUUUGGAUACAGUACAUUCCACAGAUGCGUGAGCCAAAGGAGAGAUGGCAAGAAACGAAAAGAAAUUCAGCCGGGACUGCAGUGCAACAGCAAUCCAGUGAGCCAAAGGAGAGAAUCCCCCUGAGUCCCUCCCCUCCCAACUCCCACAACCCUUCACCACCAUGACCACUGAACUAGGUAGCAGCCUGACCUCCAUGGACUGGCUUCCCCAGCUCACCAUGCGGGCGGCCAUCCAGAAGUCCGACUCAGGGCACCACCACCACGGGCAUCAUGGCCACGGGCCGGGCAAGAAGAGCACCCCGCUGGACCCGGGCACAACACUGGACCAGGAGGAGGCGGCCCAGCACCGGGACGGCAAGCCACCCUAUAGCUACGCCAGCCUCAUCACCUUCGCCAUUAAUGGCUCGCCACACAAGAGGAUGACCCUCAGCGAGAUCUACCAAUGGAUCUGUGACAACUUCCCCUACUACUGGGAGGCAGGCAGCGGCUGGAAGAACUCAAUACGGCAUAAUCUGUCCCUGAACAAGUGUUUUCUCAAAGUGCCUCGCUCUAAAGAUGACCCUGGAAAAAAGAAUGAGGAAAACCAAUGGAAAGCGGAAUUGUUUGAGGAUUUCUGGAGGAAAGACAGUACAGGCUGUGAUAAGAAGAAAAACAACAACAAACAAAAGCACAUAAAGGGUUCCUACUGGGCUAUAGACACCAACCGUAAAGAGGACACACUUCCCACCAGGCCAAAGAAGAGGCCACACUCUGGAGAAAGGGCGUACAGCCUAGAAUCGGAGACCCUGCGAAUGGACUGUAUAAUGUACGGAGAUGCCUCUCCCACUCUGGCAAUCAACACAGUAACUAACAAGGUAGCGUUGUACAAGACAGAGAAUAAGGGCAGCGAUAGCCCCCGGAGCAGCCUCAAUAACAGCCUCUCAGACCAGAGCCUUGCCCCCGUCAACCUCAACAGCAUGCACCGCUACACACCGGUCAGUAGUAACUUGGAGCCCUCCCAGUCUCUGAGUCUACAGCAGCCUCCUCCCCCUCCCUCUCCUCCUCCCCAACCCCAGUGCAGUGUGGCCGAGCAGGACAAGCAGCUCCUCUUCUCUGAUUUCGAGGACCUCAGUGUCUCGUUCCAAAACCUCUAUAAGUCUGUCUUUCAGCAGUCCUUCAGCCAGCAAGGUAUCACGGGUAUGCCCCCUGAAUUGAGCCAGCAGCCGCGGACGUCGUGCUCCUAUCAGCACUCCCCCUGUGUGGGCAGCAGCAACAGUGCCCACAGCCACCAAAACAACCACGGUCACGUUCAUAACCACCACCACCCGCCUCUCUCACAGCACCUCUCUCCGCACUUGACUCACAACCAACAUCAACCUCAUCCGAACACUCAACAUGGGCAGCACCCUCAACACAGCCAGCACCCCAACAGUGGGCAGCAGUCCCAGCACCAUACUGGCCAGCCACCACAGAUAACCUGCACGAACACAUGUCUGUCUGCCAACUGGUACCCCAACCUGGACUGGCUGAAGGAGAGCUGUCGCAUUGCCAGCAGCUACAAUUGGGCUGACGUGGACCUCUCUCCAUUCCAAGGACUGAAGGAGAGCAUGAGGCAGGCGGAGCUGAACAACUGGUCCCUGGACCUGGCCCAGAUAGCAGACCUAUGCUCCUCCAUCAACCAGUUCUUCACACGCACCGGGAUCAUCCCACCACAGGGGCCACCCAUGCCCACCUGCCACAACCCCAUGCACACCAGCAAGCCCAGCCAGCACAUCAACACGGGUAAUCUGUACAUGGACUCCAGACAGAACAUGUCUUCAAUGAUGGGACCCCCGGGUUACCCCCACAUGCCCCCCAUGAGCAAUGCAGGCUCCACGGUGACAGGGCACCAUGACCAGAUGAACCAGCAGCACAUGAUGCCACCCGGGCACUACCAGAUGAGGAGGCUGCCCACCAACGACAUCCAGGACGACUUUGACUGGGACGCCAUCAUUUAGGAUCUCCCUGGAGAGAGGAAGAAAAGGAGGGAUAGGGAGAGGACGUGAAAAGAGUGGAAACGACCACCUGCCCAGAAAAAAGACAUUCCAGAAGAGGAAUAUCAAUCCCAUGAUCUUGGUCUUUUUAUACGAGAGUAUAGAGAGUGACUUUGACGACAAUCAUACACAGAGGGAGUCAAGUCAACGUUUGCCAGUCGACAAUUUGGAUGGUCACAUUCGAGAAACAAACUUUUGGAAUGGUUUCAUCUCAAUGUUCCGAGUGCCAACAGUUUUACAAGUGUCGGUGAAGUAUAUAUUUUUGUAUUCAUGCUUCUAUUCUCGUUUCUUUCCACUGAAAGCUGACAGUGGAAGCUAGGGUUUGUGACUCACAAUAACUUUUUUUCAAGGGAUGACCGCCUGCCACAACUGAAAGGAAUGGGCGUGGAUGAAAAAGAUAGUGCCAUUAUACAUAUGAACAAGACUUGCCUCAAAGUGAUACAUUUUUGUUCCAUCGCUACACAAACAUCUGGCAUCUUGCCAGUUAGUCCGGACAGUAUUGCAACUCCUUGUCCCUCAAUGUAGCACCCCUCACCUAUCUGACAGGAGUGAUCCAUGGAAUGAUACUUUUGCCACUUCCAAGAAAUAAAGUUAGUUUGAAAUUUGAUAAGGGAAGACCAGAUAAGGAUGCUCAUUCCAACAAGUGUCUGAUCUCUUUGACUGACUCAAACAAUGCCAACUGUAUGGAAUUGAGCACCAUCUUGUGGUUGCAGGCUUAUAUUGCAGAGGGAAUUGACCAUAUUUGGUCAGAGGAGAAAUCACAUUGCACCAGAUGUCGGUUCAAAUGCUUUUUUGAAAUCAUUCAAAUUCUUUGAGCAUUUGUUUCAGCCCGCCUUGAGUGCCAGAUGGGCGGGGCUUGCACUUUAAGGACGGUUCUAUUGGUUCCAUCGCAAAAGGCAUGCUCAAUCAAGCACAGCUGAAGUUUUAUUAUAUGAUUUGAAUCCAUGUAUGAAUUGCACCCUUAUAUUUUUAUUUUUUAUCCUUAAUGUCUACGUAACUUGCUUUAACUUUCAAUGGUUUGAUGAACAAAACUCUUCCACCGUAGCGUUUAUUUUGUGUUUUGUAUGUCACCACUUAAAUCUGUGCUCAUGAAAAAAAUUGUGACGCUGGGCCAAUGCUAUGUAUGUAUCGCCUGUCAAUCCCUUACUGGUGGUGUUAUGGUGUCUACAAUUUUAUCUAGCUCUGUGUCUGUGUGCGUGCAUGCGCCUUUGCCUGUGUGUGAGUGUGCAAGUAUGUGUUAGCGUUCAUCAGGACUGUCCUGUUACUAGCUCCAUGGUACGAAGCCCUCCGGGUCCCUGUUUCCUGUUAUUUCAGAAUAAUGCAUAACCCCUAUUUCCUUUCUUAGCAUUACCAAAACGUCAAAGGUGAAAUGGGUAUGUGUGUAGUUUAAUGUACCUGUUGGCAGGUGCUUCGACAACUGUGGCGGAAAGGUACACCCAAUGAACUACGUUAUAAGCUAAAUUAAGUGAAAUAUUGUGGAUUUAGGACUUACAGUUUAUAGUAGACUCGUGUGCCAGGUGAACUGGUGAACGAGACUACUAUAACGUGACUUUAGUCUUUGGCCUGACAAUAAAUAACAUGUAGUCCUCCUGUUCAAAAUGAUCACAUGGUUACAGAUUGGCUACAUUCCGAUUCUCCCGAAGUGUGCAAUCGUAUCCUUGAAUUGCCCUUCAUAGAUUUAAAAGGAAUUAACUUGCACCAAUCCAGUUAUGAAAUACAUGUGGGGGGGUGAAUGAGUGUACACUUUUGGAGGGUAGAGAAUCCGAAUGGACGGGGACACAGAUGAUUCCAAGGUGCCUAGUCAUAGGAUGGGAGCGGGUAAGCCGUGUACUGGGUACGGUAGCAUCAAGUAGAGAAAAUGGUUAGACUGAUGGGCCUAACCUGUCCCUAUCUUCUGGGGGGAAAAAAUGUAAAAAGAGCUCAGUGAGGGAAAGAGUGUGGUGGACAAUGCAGUAGAAACAAUAAAUGAUCUAAUGAGCUGCA